GGCGUGUGCGUAGAGGACGACCAAGCAAGCACAUCAGCUCUGUCGGCAUUGAGGAAUUGACCUCAGGGAGCGGCGGCAUUAAGUAGACUUUCCACAAAAGACAAUCUCACAGGGUGUUUAUUUCUGGGUAAAAUCGGUUUUUAUUCACUAGCCAUGAAGUUAUUGUGGGCUGUCGCUGCCCUGCUUUUGAGCUGUUGGCGAGCCGACGCUUCUACAGGCCCCAAAAUCACUGCAGAUCCCACUGAGGUUGUCAACCAAACAUCUGCCAUUCUGAGAUGCAACUUGACCGAGAGUAACCUUAGCAGUAAGGGUUCCUACUGGACUCUCAAUGGCAAAGUCAUUGAGGACACAAAGUCUGAUGUGAACAAGUACCAUGCUCAGUUGAGUUUGGAAAAAAUAACCCAUGCAGAGUCUGGACCCUAUGAAUGUGUUUUUGAUACAGAGCCACAAGUAAAGCAGACCAUUGAAGUGAAAGUACUUCCUUCUGUUGGAGCCUAUAAGCACUCUGAACACGGGAAUGAGAAUGACAAAGUAGUGCUCAAAUGUGUGGCUCAUGGUUACCCCCUUCCCACUGACUGGGUGUGGUUCAAAGAGGAUGCAGAGGAUGGUCGUGAAAUGCCCAUCUCCAACUUCACUAAUGAAAGAUACAAUAUCAAGAGUACCCCCAACCAGACCCUCCUGACCAUUGAUGAACUGGACAUGGAGGGCGACAGUGGAAACUACAUUUGCUCUGGUACCAAUGAACUCGGCACUAAUACCGACAAGAUAAAGCUGCGAGUACGGAGUCGCCUGGCUGCCCUCUGGCCCUUCCUCGGCAUUGUGGCAGAGGUCAUCAUCCUCGUGACAAUCAUCUUCAUCUAUGAAAAGAGGAGAAAGCCUGAUGAGGUCAACGAUGACGAUGACGUAGGAUCUGCUCCUCUGAAGAGCAAUUCCACUUCAAACCACAAGGACAAGAAUGUGAGGCAAAGGAAUUCCAACUAAAAACAGCAGGAGAUGGAUGUCCAGUUGGCACCCCAGGAUUUAUGUGUGGCACAUUAUAUUGUGCAAUCCCUCCAUUUUUUAACUAGCUUUUGGUGUUUUGUUUUUUUUCUUCCCUCUUCUUUGCAUCGUGCAGCCAGGAACAUGGUGUGAAACUCUCUGCUUGAGGCCCUGUGGCAAAUUUUGCAUGAGUUUAAAUGCUAUUCUAGCAAAGUGUGUGCUGUAAGAUUACAUAGGAAUGCAUAGUUUUGUAAAUUUCUUUUAUAAGCUGAUUCUUCCUGCUUUACAAUUGUCACUGUUUAUAUGAUUAACUGUUCGCAACAAGUUUUCUGUAAUACCUUUUAACAAGAUUAUUGGUGGAAAAACAGUGCACUAGAUUUCAUGUAUGAGCUGUUGCAGCCCCUCAAGCUGUGGUUUGCAGAGUGUUUUACUUUGCCUUAAACUGCUUUUCAUGUCUUUUUUUUUGUUUUUAACCUUGCCUCUUUUAAAAAAUACUUUUAGAUCCAAAUUUCUUUUUAGAAAUUUACAACCAUUUAAUCUCUUCAAAGUCUUUAUCUUAGAUCUAAUUUUAAUUGGAUGAUUCUUUUCUUUUUUUUUUUCUUUUUUUUUUUUGACUUAAAAUGGUUUAUCUUUGCAGACUUGACCACUCCAGUAUAAAGAUUACCCUGGACCAAGUGCAAAAGAUUAGGUGUUGCAAUGCAUAUUUGGUAAUGUGCACACAUUUUGAAUAAAACUACUGAAUCUCUGCUUUUGCUAUCUGAAACAUCUGAUUGUUAAAUGGUUGUCUCUUUCCUCUUCACUGUGUAGAUAAUUCAGAAGCCAUAUAUAUAUAUUUCAUUUAACCUGAACAGUGUGGUUAUUGAAUGUUAAAUUUUAGAGUUGCAAAAUUUAAAGAGUUGGCCAGAUUGUGUCAAGUGUGUAGCUCGGAAGGACAUCAUUUGUACAACUUGCACAAACUGAAAUAAAGAGAUUGAAAUUUA
Cyprinodon variegatus (sheepshead minnow) is the source of this 1958-nucleotide messenger RNA. It is a transcript of the gene bsg, whose product is annotated as basigin (Ok blood group). The record is from RefSeq and is a predicted model, not a curated record. Lineage: Eukaryota; Metazoa; Chordata; Actinopteri; Cyprinodontiformes; Cyprinodontidae. The coding region runs from base 154 to 981 and encodes 275 amino acids. The transcript has 8 exons.